GCACACGGUAAAUGUCAAAAUGGAAUAUUGUCUACGGCACGAAGUUGUGUGCUUUAGUUUCAUAUCGUUUUGUAGGAACAUAUGAUUAAAACAAAACCAUUCAGGUGGUGUAUGGUAAUACACAUUGGUGAUGAAAUCCGAAUUGCCUGCAAUAUUUCAACACUGUCGAAGAGAUUUGAAAACGCAUCAUCGUUUUGCAUCAUCAAAAUGCGCCUGUUGAUUUGAUUUCGAGAACUGUCAUCAUUGUCGCAAUUGUCAACCAUUCAAACGAAGACGGAAAAAAACAAGUUGUAUUUGUACAUGAAGCUUCUUUAUUAAUCGUUGUAAAAAAGUAAAGAACAAUAUUCCAAGCCUUAUCAGUUUAGUGAUUUUUCACAUCAAGUGUGUAUAAAUAUCCUGUUAAGUGAAAAUCCCAAUUCAAGUUGCAAAUUCAAGUAGAUUGUUGCAGCGGUCGGUCGGCUUAAUUGGCUAAAAUCGAGUGUAAAUUUGUUUCAUGAAUUCGAAUUCAGUGUGUUACCGCAAUGACAUCAGAAAGUGAGGUACCACUUGAUAUCGGCGAUAAAUACAAGACCGUUCUCAAUGCGCUCAUCCAACAAAAUUACCAUGUUAUGAACGAUGUUUACCUUGACAUGUUCAUCUCACACAUAUCGGGAAAGAAUGGAAAAGACUAUUCUGCAUUAUUGACGGAUGAAUUUACGUUUGAAUGGAUCGAAAGAUCGGUAUCGAAGAUAUUCGGUGAACAUACGAAGAGUGUGAACGGUUUGGCAUUUACCUGUCAACUCAUCGGCUUGCUGACGGAAAAUCCAGAACACUUUUUGAGACUGAAACAACGGAACGUGUACAGUAGUAUUCAAAAUGGUUUAAAUGAAUCGAGCGAUCUGCAAACUCCGUCGGCAAAGUUAGCGUUGAUCGCAUUGUAUCAGUCGAUGUUGAAGCAUGAUGACGGCGUUGAAUGGCUAAAAACUGAAUUGGCAUGGAAGCAAGCAAUAAGCUAUUGCAUUGAAGAUCAAACCAUUUAUGUGGUGCGCCGUGCCAAGGAGUUCAUCACUGAAUUUUUAUUUCGCAUAGCCAACGACGAGAAUCUAUGCUUAGAUGUUAUCGUCGAAAUUUCCAGACCCAUUACGGAGAAUGUGUUUAGCAGCGAAAAGGGAAAUGUGUGUGUCGAUAGCUGUGAUUUACAGCACAAAGUUACGCCAUCCAUCAAUAUCAUUUGCACCGUGCUAGAGCGUUACAUUCAACUCAAUCAAAAAUCAUCAAUCGCACAUCACAUUAUCAAAACCACAAAAAGUCAAGUGAAUCUAUGGAAACUGUUCGACAUGACACAUGAUCACACACUAUUCGAUCGAAUCACACAAUGUUUGAUUUAUGUGAACUUUGGGCUGUUGGUCGAUAAAUUAAAUGCCAACGAAAUUCCGGACAAUACACCCAUUUCAGUGAUUGACUUCAAUGAUUUUGGUCUGACUUUUUUGAACUUUUCCAAAAUAUGCAUUUUGCGUAAUCAAAAUGAAGCGCUGCUAAAUGGUUCACGUCUCUAUUAUGCGAUGUGGAAAAUUAUGGGCGAUCGUGUGCCCGAAGAAAUUAUUCUCGGCAAUCAAUUGACUAAAUUCGAGAAUCAAGUGAUUCUCUUUCAAAUACUGCCACUUAUCAGUGUUAUGUUUCAAUACGGCGAUAAUUGUUAUCCAGAGCUACUAGAUGAUUAUGUCAUGAAAUUGUUCCACAUUUCCACUGAGCACACACUGCGAAUUUGCUAUUCAUUUCGAAAUUCGGUGACCGACGGCAAUGUGGAUCUGUAUGAUUUGGCCAGCAAAGCAAUUCGGGGAAUACUAUCGAUAAUUCACAUUUUGCAUCGCGAUCGAGCAGUCAUCGUAUUUCAAGCAUUGUGCCAUAUCAUCAAAGGAGUGUUCAGAGGUGAACAGUCCAAUAAAACGCUGGCGUUGUUUGCGAGGCCAACGUUUAUGUCGGCCGUUUUAACCGGACUCUAUUCGAUAGUUAAGAAAUACCGUAUCACGUGGAAAGACUCUUAUGAAUCGGUUGGCCUGCUCAAUUGCAUGUUGUACUCCAUUGAAGAUCCCAAUUUGUCACCGAGGUUGGCAGUCGAAGCACUGAAGUUAGCACAACUAUCGGUUGAACAUUUUAUGGCCCCAAAUUUGGCACUACUAGUUGAUACACUUUCUGGUUCGGAUAUGCAGAAGCUAGGACCAAUGAUUGUGAAACGAUUACACGACAGUAACUGGGAAGUCAGAGACAGUGUUUUGGAACUGUUAACAUCAAUAGCAAACAUAUCGUUAAUAAAAUUCCCUGCAUUCCAAGAGCACAUUCUAAGCAAUGGAUUGUGUCCGCUUGUCGUAGAUAUAGCGAAAAAUGAUAGUGAAUAUUAUGUGCGCGCAUCGGCAUUGAGCUGUAUUUCACAAAUGGUUCCAGUCAAUAUGUUUUGGGAGCAAUGCUUCUCAUCUCUUGAUUUAAUCACAUAUUUGAUCGAAAUAGCAAAAACCGAAUUCGAAGGUGUUGUUCGAAAGGAAGCGGUUUCGUUGAUCACAUGCAUUUAUGAGAAUCAAAAGGUUCCGUCCAAUCAAUUGGAGACGAUUUAUGAAGCGCUUUCCGUUGCCGCCACCCAUGAUCUGUUCUGGGAGGUCAAAGUGAAGGCAAUCGAAUUUUGGCAUUGUGUCAUCAAACGGCAGUUACAGUAUCAGGGAGUUAUCGAUGGAACGUUCCCAUCGGUGACAUUUUCAAAGGAAAAUAAGAAAAUUGUUAUGCUAACACAAAAGGAAAUCACAUUGCGAUUGACUAAGGUGUUGGUAAAACUGUCUACAUUUGGUUGUUUAGGUGUUUUAUUAGCGAGUUUAGAGGAUCAAGACGAUUUAUUAGUGGUAAAGAAGGGCGUUAGUGUUAUUAGAUCAUUAACCGAAUUUCUCGAUAAAUACAAUUACUGGGAAGAAGUGCGCGACAAUCAUUUCAGUUCCACCCGAUCGAUAUCGAAUGAUUCAUCAACAAGUGCAGGCACACCUACCACUUCAAAAGAUAUCGCAAUGGAUACCACAGAAAAUAAAUCGAAAGACGCCAGUAUUUCAACUACAGCGAAUGAUUCAAAGGGUGAUUUACCCAAUUCAGAUGAUGUCAUUCAAGCGAUCGUCUCGGCACAAGAUAUUAAUCUACUAUCAAAAGCAUAUGAAAAUCAAAUGAACGUGGAUGCAGACGAUGAAUCCAAUAAAACAGAAGAGAAUGCGGAAUAUUUUAAAUGUUUGCGCAAAAUAACGCCGGAAAUAUUCUUAGACACCAUCAAAACAACCGAUUUGAAUCAUUUACUCCAAACGAGAACCGAAUGGCUUGCCCAAACUGAGAGCUUCUCUUCGCUCCUGAACGACAUGUCGUACUCACUACAAGCACACGAACAACACGAUGCCGACUGCUACUGAAACCAUAUUUCGCAUUUAUAAAAUAGCCAUUAUGACCAUUGAAGAGUCAGUAAAUUUGUUACCUACAAUUUUUUUUAUCGAAUAUAUUUUUUGAACUGGCCUAAUUCAAUGAAAUAAAGAUAGUUAUACGCUUAAAAGGCUUGAGGUGUACUGAAAAAAUGACAUUUUAAUGCUCAAAUGAAACGAAAAGGCAGUUUUUUUUUCUUUCAAAAAAUGACUUCGAAAUAAAAAUACUGUACAAUGAAAA
Molecule: messenger RNA, 3660 nt
Organism: Sitodiplosis mosellana (orange wheat blossom midge)
Lineage: Eukaryota; Metazoa; Arthropoda; Insecta; Diptera; Cecidomyiidae
Exons: 6
Coding region: 522-3413 (963 amino acids)
Biological process (GO): DNA damage response; cell population proliferation; positive regulation of protein phosphorylation
Cellular component (GO): nucleus
Molecular function (GO): protein binding
Source: RefSeq, a predicted model, not a curated record